AUGUCGAUGUUCAGUAACAGUAGCAGACGUAUCAUACAAAGAGGUUGUGCGAAUGCCAUCCAACAAUCAAAGAUGAUGGCUAGGAUGCCACGUCCUUCAUUCAUUGGCUCUUCCAACAACAAUAAUAACAACACAUACAACAAUGCUAGACAUUAUUCUUCAGGAGUAGAUGAGUUGAUUAAACAAUUAAAGACAGAGAGAGAGGCUAUAGUUGCAAGAGAGGCAGAGAAACAGGGAAAGAAUGACCCCGAGGAGCUGGUGCCAUUCAACCCUUCGCACUUUAUCACUUAUGAAGACAUUGGUGUCAAUCUCACUAUUGGUGAGCCAAAGCCAUUGGAGCGAAUCAGUGAGCAGGUGCAACUGGCCCUACAGAACAAGGACUAUCGCUACCUCAACCCAUACACCUACCUCUUCCCACAACGUACCUUUGCCAUGGACCUUGCCUACACGCCACUCAAAUUGCGAAGCAUGUGGAAGUCCAUGAUCCCAUUCAAGAGAGACAAGUUAGAGAAGAGAUUGCUUGCCAACUUCCAUCGCUUGAUAUCAUCAAUUGAGAACAAUGACAUUGAAGCACUGAAUGAUAUGAGACUGGACGGCACACAAAUGGCAAUCGAGUCAUUCCGCGACGUCUUCCACACGCUCCGUGCAGAGAAGAUCAACUACACAUUCACAAUGCGCGAUGUGCGUGUUGUGAUCGAUCACGUGGAGCCAUCGCUUCCAUUCUUCCUGGCCAAUGCGCUGUACUUUAUCGAUGGUGAGUUCCGUCUGCCGGACCUCGACGACAAGCCCGUGCAAGUCAGCUUCUUCACGCCCAUCGUCUGGCUGUCCAAGUUCCCCGAGCUGGCCGAAGACGACCUCCGACCACUGGAGCAGAUCAACUUUGACACAGAGGUCGAGUGGAAGCCAUCCAGAAUCGACAUGAUCGGUGUGGUCAGGGAGAUUGCCGAUGCCAGAGUGGCUGUCAUCAUGCAGAAGCUCAAGGAAGUACAGAAGCGUGUCACUGAAGAGGCUCAAGAGCGCAAUGAGCAAAGAUUGGCACAAGAGAAGCUUGAGCAAGAGGAGAAGGUUUCUGCUCAGAAGCAAUAA
This is a messenger RNA of Acytostelium subglobosum LB1, 1086 nucleotides long. RefSeq lists its product as hypothetical. The coding region runs from base 1 to 1086 and encodes 361 amino acids. The transcript is spliced from 2 exons. The record is from RefSeq and is a predicted model, not a curated record. NCBI's taxonomy places the organism in Eukaryota, Evosea, Eumycetozoa, Acytosteliales, Acytosteliaceae.